Messenger RNA from Thalassophryne amazonica, 1516 nucleotides. RefSeq names its product E3 ubiquitin-protein ligase TRIM11-like. The transcript has 6 exons. The coding region runs from base 1 to 1149 and encodes 382 amino acids. Gene Ontology annotation, molecular function: protein binding. Lineage: Eukaryota; Metazoa; Chordata; Actinopteri; Batrachoidiformes; Batrachoididae. The record is from RefSeq and is a predicted model, not a curated record.
AUGGCUCAGCACUCCUACGUCGUAGCCGCUCACCCCUUGACCAGUCAUCGCUUCAAGCGAGACUUGGCUCCCCAUGACCCUAUAUGGGGAACAGACGUGCCUCAAGAUGCCAAGCUGUGGUCUACAGACCAGAAGAUCCUACUCUCACUUUUUCCCUGGGUGGGCAUGGGCAAGGUGAUGCUUCUGACAGAACUGGACCUGAGUCAGAACCGGCUGCAGGAUUCAGGAGUGAAGCUGCUGUCUGCUGGACUGGAGAGUCCACACUGUCACCUGGAGACUCUCAGGCUGAGUUUGUGUGAUCUGUCAGAGAGAAGCUGUGAAGUUCUGAGCUCAGUUCUCAGCUCUCAGUCCUCCAGUCUGAGAGAACUGGACCUGAGUAACAACGAUCUGCAGGAUUCAGGAGUGAAGCUGCUGUCUGCUGGACUGAAGAGUCCACACUGUCACCUUGAGACUCUCAGCUCUGACCUUCAGCGCCUCCCAUCUCAGAGAGUGGACCUGAGCUACAACCAUCCAGGAGACUCAGUCAACCUGCUGGAUCCACUCCGGACUCUGGACUCUCUCAGGGUGGAUCCUGGUGGAGUCCGAUGGCUGAGACCAGGUCUGAGGAAGUAUUUCUCUGAACUCUCUCUGGAUCCAAAGUCAGCGAACAGAAAACUCAAACUGUCCAAAAACAACACAAAGGUGGAACGUGUGGACAAGGAUCAAUCAUAUCCUGAUCAUCCAGACAGAUUUUACCUUUGCCUUCAGGUCCUGUCUUCAACUGGUCUGACUGGUCGCUGUUACUGGGAGGUCGAGUGGAGAGGAGACGUUGGUAUAUCAGUAAAUUACAGAAGAAUCAGAAGGAAAGGAAACAGUUUGGACUGUGAGUUUGGAUGUAAUGAUCAGUCCUGGACUCUGAUCUGCUCUGACUGUCUUCGUUAUUCUGUUUGUCACAGUAACAGGCAAACAUUCCUUCCUCGCUCCUCUUCGUCCUCUCACAGAGUCUCAGUGUUUGUGGACUGUCCUGCUGGCACUCUGUCCUUCUAUGAAGUCUCCUCUGACUCUCUGAUCCACAUCUACACCUUCUGCUGCACGUUCACUGAACCUCUGUGUGCUGGGUUCAGCUUCUGGUCUGAUCCUGGUUCCUCUGUGUCUCUGUGUGGACUGUAGGAUGGAGAGUCUCCUCCUAUGGACACAAACACUCAAACAUGAGUGGACAGUAAAUGUCCAGCUGGUUUGACUUUGAUGUCUCAGUGGUUGUAAACUAACAUGAUUUUUGGCACCCCCUUCUGGGUGACGUAUGAUCCAUACACCGGCGUGUUUUUGGUUCUGUGUCAGCGACAUUGUGCAUUUAAAACAUCCAACUAGUCUGUGCAGUGUUACUACACAGUCCACACCGACAUCUGGACAUCAGCAGAGUCCACACUGUGCCAAAACCCAGCUUGCUGGACUCGGAGUUCUUCAAACAACUGAACAGAGUUAAUUCCAGCCGACAAGAGACGGCAGCUCUGGAUACACGUGAGCGAAGAAGCCGAUG